Molecule: messenger RNA, 1851 nt
Organism: Dufourea novaeangliae
Lineage: Eukaryota; Metazoa; Arthropoda; Insecta; Hymenoptera; Halictidae
Product: sialidase-like
Exons: 2
Source: RefSeq, a predicted model, not a curated record
AUGUCUCUGUCGAUGUUACUGCCAACGUCAUCGACCAACGUGAAUGCUGGUGUCCCUGUCGAUAUCACUGCACAAGUCACUGCCAAUGUGAAUGCCGAUGUCACUGUGGACGCUACGCCCCAUUUAAACGUCAGUGUCAUCCUCAACCUGAAUUUCUAUGUAACUGUCGAUGUUACUGCACUCGUCAGCGCUAGUGUGACUGCCGAUGUCACUGUCGAUGUUACUGCUCAUGUCACCGCGAAUGUGAAUGCCGAUGUCACUGUGGACGCUACGCCCCAUUUAAACGUCAGUGUCAUCCUCAACCUGAAUUUCUAUGUAACUGUCGAUGUUACUGCACUCGUCAGCGCUAGUGUGACUGCCGAUGUCACUGUCGAUGUUACUGCUCAUGUCACCGCGAAUGUGAAUGCCGAUGUCACUGUGGACGCUACGCCCCAUUUAAACGUCAGUGUCAUCCUCAACCUGAAUUUCUAUGUAACUGUCGAUGUUACUGCACUCGUCAGCGCUAGUGUGACUGCCGAUGUCACUGUCGAUGUUACUGCUCAUGUCACCGCGAAUGUGAAUGCCGAUGUCACUGUGGACGCUACGCCCCAUUUAAACGUCAGUGUCAUCCUCAACCUGAAUUUCUAUGUAACUGUCGAUGUUACUGCACUCGUCAGCGCUAGUGUGACUGCCGAUGUCACUGUCGAUGUUACUGCUCAUGUCACCGCGAAUGUGAAUGCCGAUGUCACUGUGGACGCUACGCCCCAUUUAAACGUCAGUGUCAUCCUCAACCUGAAUUUCUAUGUAACUGUCGAUGUUACUGCACUCGUCAGCGCUAGUGUGACUGCCGAUGUCACUGUCGAUGUUACUGCUCAUGUCACCGCGAAUGUGAAUGCCGAUGUCACUGUGGACGCUACGCCCCAUUUAAACGUCAGUGUCAUCCUCAACCUGAAUUUCUAUGUAACUGUCGAUGUUACUGCACUCGUCAGCGCUAGUGUGACUGCCGAUGUCACUGUCGAUGUUACUGCUCAUGUCACCGCGAAUGUGAAUGCCGAUGUCACUGUGGACGCUACGCCCCAUUUAAACGUCAGUGUCAUCCUCAACCUGAAUUUCUAUGUAACUGUCGAUGUUACUGCACUCGUCAGCGCUAGUGUGACUGCCGAUGUCACUGUCGAUGUUACUGCUCAUGUCACCGCGAAUGUGAAUGCCGAUGUCACUGUGGACGCUACGCCCCAUUUAAACGUCAGUGUCAUCCUCAACCUGAAUUUCUAUGUAACUGUCGAUGUUACUGCACUCGUCAGCGCUAGUGUGACUGCCGAUGUCACUGUCGAUGUUACUGCUCAUGUCACCGCGAAUGUGAAUGCCGAUGUCACUGUGGACGCUACGCCCCAUUUAAACGUCAGUGUCAUCCUCAACCUGAAUUUCUAUGUAACUGUCGAUGUUACUGCACUCGUCAGCGCUAGUGUGACUGCCGAUGUCACUGUCGAUGUUACUGCUCAUGUCACCGCGAAUGUGAAUGCCGAUGUCACUGUGGACGCUACGCCCCAUUUAAACGUCAGUGUCAUCCUCAACCUGAAUUUCUAUGUAACUGUCGAUGUUACUGCACUCGUCAGCGCUAGUGUGACUGCCGAUGUCACUGUCGAUGUUACUGCUCAUGUCACCGCGAAUGUGAAUGCCGAUGUCACUGUGGACGCUACGCCCCAUUUAAACGUCAGUGUCAUCCUCAACCUGAAUUUCUAUGUAACUGUCGAUGUUACUGCACUCGUCAGCGCUAGUGUGACUGCCGAUGUCACUGUCGAUGUUACUGCUCAUGUCACCGCGAAUGUGAAUGCCGAUGUCACUGUCGACGCGACUGCACUUCUCAUCGCCAAU